Penicillium olsonii is the source of this 1464-nucleotide messenger RNA. The record is from the annotation of a GenBank genome assembly. Lineage: Eukaryota; Fungi; Ascomycota; Eurotiomycetes; Eurotiales; Aspergillaceae.
AUGCUGCCCAAGGCAAGCCUUCUGUUUGUCGCGUCACUCCUGGCGGCGUUGCCUGUCAACGCCGAUGGAAUCUACACCAAAAACUCGCCGGUGCUGCAACUAAACCCCAAGACCUACAACUCGCUCAUCGCCAAGUCAAAUCAUACUUCAAUCGUCGAAUUCUACGCCCCCUGGUGCGGUCACUGCCAGAACCUGAAACCUGCCUACGAGAAAGCCGCGAAGAACCUCGACGGACUUGCCAAAGUCGCAGCGAUCAAUUGCGACGAGGAUGAAAACAAACCCUUCUGCGGGCAAAUGGGCGUGCAGGGCUUCCCGACCCUGAAGAUCGUGACGCCCUCGAAGAAGCCCGGAAAGCCUCGCGUGGAGGACUACAAGGGCGCUCGCACCGUCAAAGGAAUCGUCGACGCGGUCGUCGACCACAUCCCCAACCACGUCAAACGCGCAUCCGACAAGGAUUUGGACAAAUGGCUCGGACAGGACGAGGACCGACCCAAGGCCAUCCUCUUCACCGAGAAGGGCACAACCAGCGCACUCAUCCGUUCCCUGGCCAUCGACUUCCUCGGCGCGAUCGACAUCGCGCAAGUCCGCAACAAGGAAACAGCCUCCCUCAAGAAAUUCGGCGUGACCGACGUCCCCGCCCUCGUUCUCAUUCCCGGCCCCGACGCUGAACCCAAGAUCUACCAAGGUGACUUGAAGAAGAAGCCCAUCACCGAGUUCUUGAGCCAAGCAGCAACUCCCAACCCCGACGCGUCAGGCCGUGCCGCCGCAGACUCGAAGCCGAAGCCGAAGCCGAAGUCCAAGAAGUCUAAGCCCGCCUCCAAGCCUACCUCUGUCGCCGACGAGCCGGACGUCGAGCCCACAGCCUCCGAGGACCAGGACCCAACAGCCAAGCCUGCACACGUUCCUAUUCCAGCUCCCCCAAUCCCCACCCUUUCCACCCCCGAGUCCAUUGAGGCUUCCUGUCUUGCCCCGAAAUCCGGCACUUGUGUCCUUGCGCUGCUCCCAGCCAGCGAACCCGAGGCCGCGAUCCCACAAUCCGUCGCCGAUGCUCUCGCUAGCCUUGCUGAUAUUGGACACAAGCAUGCUCAGCGCGGGGCCCAUCUGUUCCCGCUGUAUGCAGUGCCUGAUACCAACAGUGGCUCUGGCGUGCUGCGUGCAGCCUUGGGCUUGCAAGCUGACGAUGCCCAGACUGUUCAGCUUAUUGCGCUGAAUGCUCGUCGUGGAUGGUGGCGUCGUUACAGUGUCGAGGACUUCGGCGCUGUGGCUGUCGAGUCUUGGAUUGAUAGCAUUCGGCUUGGAGAGGGUACGAAGGAGAAGUUGCCUGAGGGCGUGGUGAUUGGGGCUGAGCCGCAGGCCGAGGAGCCUGUUGCUCAACCUGAAGCUGAAGCCGAGGCGGAUGCUGAGAGUGUUGAGCCGGAGGCUGAGGAGGCUGAGGCGCAGGCCGUUGAGCAUGAUGAGUUGUAA